UAUCGCAGACGUCACAGCCUGCCGUUGAUCCAGUUCAGUUAAGAUCAGAUGAGCCGUUGGUUCCCUCCCGUGGUAAACUGAACUAAAUCCGGCAGUUUGACCCGGGACAGCCCGCCUCGCAGUCUGAACCGGGACACUUUCUAUUUUUGCUUAACUCUGAAUAACCACCAUAACCAGCCGGGGCGGAGAGAGAGAGCCGCCGUUAAGUAACGUCCGUGACGUCGGUCCGCCCGGACCGCCACUCCGCUGAGCUCACUACCACGCUGUGUUUCAGGAGGCUCGUCAUCGGUGUUUACUGGGUGAUCGAUUGAUCCGAUCGGAACCUAAUCGUGGGGUCGCGAAGUGUGUGAUGAUGGAGAGGAAGAGGACGGACUGUCCCGCUCUGCCGCCCGGCUGGAAGAAGGAAGAAGUAAUCAGGAAGUCCGGACUGAGCGCCGGGAAGAGCGACGUCUACUACUACAGUCCAUCAGGAAAGAAGUUCAGAAGUAAACCUCAGUUGUCCCGUUACCUUGGAAACACAGUGGAUUUGGGAUGUUUCGACUUUCGGACAGGGAAGAUGAUGCCUGGAAAACUGCAGAAGAACAAACAGAGACUCCGACAUGACCCACUCAGCUUGGCCAAGGGAGGUAAACCAGACCUGAACACAGCUCUGCCAAUCAGACAGACAGCGUCCAUCUUUAAACAGCCUGUUACCAAGGUUACGAGUCACCCCGGCAACAAGGUGAAGACAGACCCACAGAGAGCAACGGAGCAGCCCAGGCAGCUGUUUUGGGAGAGGAGAUUGAAAGAUCUGCGUUCAUCAGACGUCACAGAGGAAGUACUUCGGACCAUGGACCUGCCCAAAGGACUGCAGAGUGUUGGUCCAGACUCCAGCAAUGAAACUCUGCUCUCAGCCAUCGCAAGUGCUCUGCACAUGAGCUCUGCUCCAAUCACAGGACAGACGACUGUAGCUGCUGAAAAGAACCCAGCCAUCUGGCUGAACACGUCCCAGCCACUCUGCAAGGCCUUCACCAUCACUGACGAGCACAUCCGAGAACAAGAGCUGGAAGUUUACCAGGCCAGGAGGAGUCUGGAGGAGGCGUUGACGGCUGAUAGUUUGGCGCGGGCCACUGAAAAUACUCGAGAGCUGCCGGAGGGAAAAAUAGCCUGAAGAUGGACAGGUGAGAUAGAAUCCCUCUGUUUACCAGCCUCAGGUUUAUCAUCAUCUUCAUCCUAAUACAGACAACAAAUCAAAAAACAGACCACCCAAAGAUUGAAGACUCAUAGAGCGACUGCUUCAGCCUUCCUCUUUCAUGAUGAAAUAACACUGAACAUCUUUCUACAUCUGGAAACUAAAGCGAAUUUCCAGAGCAACAGCAGCAGCAAUGGGAGCAGCAACCACAGCAAUAAUGGCAUCAGCAAUGACAAAAACACCAGCAACAACUCCAAUAUGACAGCAAACAACUGCAGCAGCAACAAAACCUGCAACAUGGGAACACGGGGAGCAACAGCAGCUGUAAGAGCAUCUACCAUGGAAAAGUAACAACCGAAGCCGUUUCUCCUCUCUGUGAUUUAUCUACAACGCGCACUUAUCUUGUCUCACUUUUCUUUUUAACAUAAAGGUCAUAAAAUAUGAUAAAAAAAAUAAAUAAGAAUUAAAAAAUAUACUGAAGAGCAAUGCCCUCAUCGAACCCAAAGUCAGGUUGCAAACUGCUGGACAGCUUGUGCUAACUCUACUAACUCUUAUUGAGCUUUUUGACGAUUUUGUUUGUUUGUAGUGUCAGACUGUUGUUGGUUUUAAAGAAGUCUUCAGGGGUUUUGAUUAAAUAAUAGAAUUUACAUGAAUAUGAAAUAAAGCAAUUACUUAUUUAAGACAAAUUUUAUACCUUGAGAGACCAUACGGGUAUAUUUCUUGGACUGUAGUAAAUAAAUGAAUAUAUUCACAAUUGUUCGUUGGUG
Chelmon rostratus (copperband butterflyfish) is the source of this 1938-nucleotide messenger RNA. It is a transcript of the gene mbd2, whose product is annotated as methyl-CpG binding domain protein 2. NCBI's taxonomy places the organism in Eukaryota, Metazoa, Chordata, Actinopteri, Chaetodontiformes, Chaetodontidae. The record is from RefSeq and is a predicted model, not a curated record. Gene Ontology annotation, molecular function: DNA binding. Bases 350 to 1150 code for a protein of 266 amino acids. The transcript has 7 exons.